GCUGUCCUCUGCCGGGACUCGCCUUUCCUGCUCAGCGAGAAGUGUCGCCUCCUACGGAGACGCGGCCCUGAGAGCAGGUCUCACCGUGGUGCCGGGACGUGGGGCAAGGGCUUUCUGGCAGGCCGCAGCUGGAGCAGGGCAAGACCUCGGGCUGCGCCCACGCUGUCACUGCCUGCCCCUCCCGCGCCAGCCCCGGCUCCCUGUGUCCCCCUGAGCGCAGCUGCGGCACGGCACCAUGUGGAUCCGGCGCGCCAGCGUGCUGGGAUGGCUCCUGCUGCUGCAGGCAGCGCCGGGGGCGGCAGGCGGCCGCCCCUGCGACGCCCGGGACUUCGGGCAUGGCUCGCCGGUGUGCGCGUGCAACGCCACGUACUGCGACGCGCUGGACCCCGUGGCACUGCCGGCCCCCGGCGCCUACGUCAAGUACGAGAGCAGCAAGGCCGGCAAGCGGCUGGAGCGCAGCGAGGGGAGCUUCCAGCGUGACUCCCGGGUGCCAGAUUUCCACCUCAACCUGGACAUGGCACAGCGGUACCAGAAGGUGAAGGGCUUUGGUGGCUCCAUCACUGACUCGGCUGCCAUAAACAUCCAGUCGCUGUCCAAGGAGGCCCAGGAGCAGCUGCUCCGCACCUACUUCUCCGAGGAAGGCAUCGAGUACAACCUCGUGCGCGUCCCCAUGGCCAGCACCGACUUCUCUGUGCGCCUCUACACCUACGCUGACACCGAGGGCGACUUCGAGCUGAAGCACUUCAGCCUGACGGAGGAGGACACGCGGAUGAAGCCGGUGCCAUCCGCUCCUCCGCAGAUCCCCAUCCUGCGGGCAGCCCAGGCGGUGGCCAAGCGGCCGCUGUCGCUCUACGCCAGCCCCUGGACCUCGCCGGUGUGGAUGAAGACCAACGGGGCCAUGACAGGCCGUGGCACGCUCAAGGGCAGCCCUGGGGACAAGUACCACCGGACCUGGGCGCAGUACUUCAUCCGCUUCCUGGACGAGUACGCCAAGCACAACCUGACCUUCUGGGCCAUGACGGCGGGCAACGAGCCCACGGCCGGCGAGAUCGUCUUCUACCCCUUCCAGUGCCUGGGCUUCUCCCCCGAGCACCAGCGGGACUUCAUCGCACAGGACCUGGGCCCUGCGCUGGCCAACAGCUCCCACCACCACGUCCAGCUCAUCAUCCUGGACGACCAGCGGGUGAUGCUGCCCUACUGGGCGCAGGUGGUGCUCCACGACCCCGCGGCCGCCAGCUACAUCAGCGGUAUCGGCAUCCACUGGUACCUGGACUUCCUGGCACCCAUUGACCUCACGCUGUCCAUCACCCACCACCUCUUCCCGGACUACUUCCUCCUGUCCACGGAGGCCUCCACCGGCUCCUACUUCUGGGAGCCCCGGGUGGUGCUGGGCGGCUGGGAGCGCGGCAGCCAGUACAGCCACAGCAUCCUCUCGAACCUAAACAACUACGUGACGGGCUGGACCGACUGGAACCUGGCGCUGGACCUGCAGGGGGGCCCCAACUGGAGCAAGAACUACGUGGACAGCCCCAUCAUCGUGGACGGCAGCAAGGACGUCUUCUACAAGCAGCCCAUGUUCUACCACCUGGGGCACUUCAGCAAGUUCAUCCCCGAGGGCUCCCAGCGCGUGGGGCUGACCGUCACCAAGCGGUGCCACCAGUGCGACCUGGAGCACACGGCUUUCCUGCGCCCCGACGGCGCCGUCGUCCUCGUGGUCCUCAACAGGUCUCCCGUGGAGGUGCCGUUCGGGAUCUCGGACCCCCGCACCGGGUUCAUUGAGGCCACGGCGCUGGGCGACUCCAUCCAGACAUUCCUGUGGAAGCAGCCAGCCUAGCGUGGUGCAGCGGGGGGGGCCGGGGGCCAGGCCCCCCCGUGGGGCGGCCGUGCUGCCCAGGGGGACCUGCUUGAUCCCGCUUUCUGGGUGUCUUCAUAAAAUAAACAGGAUUUCUACA
This is a messenger RNA of Dromaius novaehollandiae (emu), 1952 nucleotides long. Its product is annotated as lysosomal acid glucosylceramidase-like. The record is from RefSeq and is a predicted model, not a curated record. The transcript has 11 exons. Gene Ontology annotation, biological process: glucosylceramide catabolic process. Bases 236 to 1834 code for a protein of 532 amino acids. Gene Ontology annotation, molecular function: glucosylceramidase activity. Lineage: Eukaryota; Metazoa; Chordata; Aves; Casuariiformes; Dromaiidae.